Molecule: messenger RNA, 5110 nt
Organism: Daphnia pulex (common water flea)
Lineage: Eukaryota; Metazoa; Arthropoda; Branchiopoda; Diplostraca; Daphniidae
Product: coiled-coil domain-containing protein CG32809-like
Exons: 22
Coding region: 646-4320 (1224 amino acids)
Cellular component (GO): cytoplasm
Source: RefSeq, a predicted model, not a curated record
AAAAAGCGACGGACAUUUCCAGCAGACAUCGCAGACAGUAGAUGGCUAAUGCCCGCGUCUGAGCUCCUCUGCUAUUCUCCUCUUGUGCUGCGCCGCCACUCGAUGCCCGUCGUCGUGUGUCACUUGUGUCUCAUCGCAGCAGCGCCAGUCGUUUGGGACUUCCGGUUUCUUCUUCUUCUCUGUCGCUAAAAAAGAAGAAAAAACAAAUAACGGACAUAUAUAUAGGAUUUUUUGUUUUUGUUUUAUUUUCCCUGGCGGACGGAAUUACUUUUUUUUUUUUCUUCUUCCGUCUUCCUCCCGAUGUUUUCCCUGCAGUCCUAUUGUUAUUGAGUUGAGUAGCUUUGGCCGUUUUGACGCGGGUGCGCGGGCCUUUUGAUAUUUCGGCUGUUGUGUGCUGACGCGGGUCGCGGUUCCACUUCUAUUCCGGCGCUCUAUAAUCCUCAUCCAGCCGCCGUGGCCGCCGUCGCUGCAUAUCUUCAAGCUCCAGCGCCUGUUGUGUGUCUACCCAUCAACUCACAAGAGGGAGGGGGUGGCUAUACUAGCUGCUGGGUGUGGCGCCCACUCUGUUGGACUUUGUUGUCGUCGGGGAUCUAGAGAGACUCGACUAUAGUCUAGUCUACUUGUCGUCGACUUCGCCGAAAGUGGAUGACGACGAUGCCAAUGCUGUCGCACAGCAAUUCACUAAUGGACGACGAUCCGGGGAUGAUGUCGGAAGCCGAAACCUCGGCGACGGGAUUUCGGCGCGGCUCAAAGCAACGGGCCACACUGCCGGUGGUCCGCACGCCCUCCAAGACUCUCGAGCGCCCAUUAGGAUUGGUUUUCUUACAAUUCCGGCACGAGACGAAACGGGCCCUGCUGCCCAAUGAAAUCACGACGCUGGACACGGUCCGGGCUCUGUUCGUCCGCUCGUUCGCCCGCCAGCUGAGCAUGGAGUAUUUUGAUUCCAACAACGUUCACAUCUACAUUCACGAUCCUAAUCAGGAUAUGUUUUACGAGCUAGAAGAUCUCAGGGAUAUACGGGACAGGUCGAUCCUGCGUCUCUUCGAGACGGACGAGCUGAAGCAGCCGUUCAACUUCCAGUCGGCCUUGCCCAUUUCGCUGUCGCAGUUGUCCUUUCUCGACGACGGCGAGGCGCUGCUGGACGCCAACGACUUGGAUCAGCCGCUGGAUCGAUGCAACCCGCGACUGAUGAUCAGCUCGCCGCUCUCAUCGGGCACCUGGGACGAGAUGUCUUACUUCAGCGAACCUGAAUUCGACUCCGACUAUCGACCCCAACACGUUCACAAAGCCAAGACUAGGACGGCCAAACCCAUGAUGGGACUGGCCAACGGCCGCCAAUCCAUUCCGGUACCAGCAGCGCCUGUGAAUCACGGCUCAACGGUGUCCCUCAUCCAACCACCGCCCAACAUGCCACCGAGAAAUCUUCAGGGAAGAUCUGCCUUACACCGGUCCUAUUCCAUUGCGGCGGAGCAGACGCCGUCGCCGCUCAGGAUCGAUCGCAACGCCAUGUCACCUGUCAAAGUUGCCCGGGAUUACGCAACUAGUGUUCCCAGCAGCGAUCAAUCGGCAAGAUGGAACGAGCAGCAGCAGCACGGAGCCGAGGUAAUCCACGGCUUUUUCCCGUGCUCGCAACAGGCGUUACCGCCUCAAGUGCCGCCGAGACCGCCUGAGCGCUCGUUUCACAAUUACAGCAACUUAUCGAACCUCAAACCCAGUUACGGAGCCUCAUCCUCUUCACUGGCCAUUGCAAGCAACGCAGUUAUUGGUCCCGCGCUGAGCCGGUCGCCCGUGUUUGGCAACGGAUUCAACGACCUUCGAAAUUCGCAAUCGUCAGUCUUCCAAAGCGGAAUAGCUGAUCCAGCUUUAGUCGACGAACAGACCAGGAAACGAAUGGAGCAAGUUGAACGGAAAUUAGCUAGCCUUACCGGUUUAGUGCAAACGGCAUUAACCAGUGCCGUCGGAGUCCACGUUCAGCUGUCUGACAAUGAUUUAGAUAGUGACACCAAUAGCUCCGGACUUCCCUUGCGUAUUCCGCCAGUCGAGCCAGACGCAAGCUCCCCCCACCUUCUCGCCGUCAAGACCCCCAGACUGGGACUUGGAAAGUGUAAAGAUAAGUGCGUGUCGUUUGAGAAGUCUGUGUCUUUCUGCGACGACCCCGUCGAGUUGCAUGAAGGGAAGCAUUCGCCACAGCCUACAGAAAGCAAGCCAACUAAACCUGCCAUCAAGUCGUCCACUUUGCCCCGGGCUUCUUCUCAAGUUUCGGUUUACAAAGGAGAUUCAGAUUGGAUCGGGAGCGUGGAAACGUACACUCAGUUACGCCUGCUGCAGAAAAACGCCAGAGAACUGCGGUCGGAAAUGCGAAGCCUGCGCCGCUUGAGUCAGGCCCAACUCUCAGCCGUCAACGAAGCCGUCAAGGACACGAUUCAGAUCAUGAAGAAAACCUUCUUGGAAAACAGUGACGUUAUCACGAACGCGCUGUGCGAUAACGAUUCGUCCAACGUGGAGACAACGCUGAGGAAUGUGCACCGACAGGAAGACAACUACCAAAAAGAAAUGAAGCAACUGGAGAAAGAUCUUAGCGAAUUGGAAACUUCGGUUGAGAACUUACGAAGUCACGUAAUCAACAAGAAGACCCGAGUGAGCAUGGCCGAUGUGGAACAACUCGCCACUUUGCUCAGCCGAUCCAGUAAAUCCGUCGACCAAUUGAAGACUCAAUUUCCAGUCCUGGAAGAGUCCAUCAAAGGUGCGCUUACUUUACAAUUGGACAAACAAGCCGAAGACAAUCAGUUUCUGACUGAGACGCCGAAUAAGUUGGAGAAUACCAUUGGACGUUGCAAAAAGUUGACGAGUACUUUAGUCACUUUGAGAAGGUUGGCUUCGGUCCAAGAGCAACGACAACCACAAACUUCAGAAAAAUCUCCCACAUCUAAAAGCUACACCACGUCUGUGACAGUCGAUACGCCUUCCAACGUAAUCCGCAAUCCCCCCCAACAGGGAAUCUCGUGGAACGAAUUCGCUCAGCAAUCCGAUUGCAACGAUGCCUUUACUGCUUCACUCGAGUUAUAUCCAACCUAUCGUGCCGACGUCUCUGAGCCUGGGAUCGUCGACGCAACAAGUCGGAAUGACUCCCGGUCCUUUCACCAGUGUGGUGAUCAAUCGCAACGAACAGAACCUCGAUCUCCCAACGCACUCGACACUUUACUAGACGAACUGAAGCAUUAUUCGGAGACCACCAACCCUGACAUGGGAUCUCCACAAAUUGUCACUGCCAAGACUGGAUCUGGGCAAAGAACACAAGCACUUCAGCCAACACUUGCCAUGCAACCCAUUUUAAAACCCCCUGUACCUACGUCAACUUCCUAUGCUGAAUCUUCCGUUGACGGCGUCGUCUCCAGCACUUGCAUUGGUAAUCCGACGAGCGGUCGUCGAAGAGCUCCUCCUCCACCUCCACCGCGAACAUCUUCUCGAUCACCUCUCGCCUCACCUCUUCGUACCAACCAUAAGUUCAAUCCUCGGCCGUUACCAAGUUUGCCUGCCACAGUGGAAAAUAAUCACUUUACAAUGCCAUUGGUCACGACGGUGACGUCGGUGUCGCCCCAGUCUCAAACGCGGAGCACUUCCAUUCUAUCAGCAGAUUCAAAAGUCGUAAAGACUAAUAAAGGUCGACUGCCCGUUCCAACUCAAACCAAAGAAAAAUUGGUUGAGUCACACGACGUUCUUUUGCGCUAUAAAUGUGCGUCUUCAGCCAAUUCUUCUCUUUCUAGACGAACCAGUGAAGCUGAUAUCGAUAACAUGAUAACUACUUGUGGUGAUAGCGGUGUACCUUUAACGCUACCAGGCUCUCCGAAACGUGAUACUCUGGAGUCGCGACAUCAAGAACUUCUGAAAACCCAAAAACACCUUCAAGAACAAUAUGAUCGAUUACAGAGAUUCCAUGGCACCCAGAUUAUGCCUGUCCCAUCUGUUAACGAAAAAUUGCAAUUUAUAGUACCACCUUCACCACAAUUUACUGUUCAAGUAGUUAGUGAAGCAUAUGCUACACCCGAGGGACAAUUACAUUUGCAGACGGAUACGGAUAGGUGUGAUUCAGAAACAAGUGAAAACAAACAUUUGCAAAAUACUGAGAAUCAAGCAAUGAUAAACGUUGUUGCAAUCGAUAAUAGAACCCCACAAAAUGUAAACCAGUCUAAAGAUCAUUCAAUUGAAACCAAAGAUCAACAGUCGAUCACUUCUUCUAUCGACGCUGAUGGUGGCAAAGGGAGAGAUUAUACUUUCAUUUCAAUUUUAUUGGAUAAUGCUCACGAGACUGACAUUUUGUGAAUCAAAUUAGUAUAAAGAAAACAAUAGGAACCCUUACUUAAAAAACGAACUUGCUCACCUUUAAUUUUGUACGUUUAUAAAAGAAAGAAACUUCUGUAUUGACACAUCAUCGUUAUCAUUAAAAUUUAAGUUCUUAACAGAAGAGUUUGGUAACGCCUGGGGUCAAAAUUCUGAAAAAUUUCCUUAUGUUUCUAGUUAUGAAAAUUUCACUGUAAUAUCUACACUGGGACCUAAGUAAAUCAUAAAUUACCAUAUCCCUUUAAAAAAAUUAUUGCGGGUGCUUUAGUUACCCAUUGGUUGAUGCUUCAAUUUCAUAAUUAUUCGUUCAAAUUAGUUUGUAAAUAGACUUCAUGUCUAUCACUUUUUUGUGUUCCGCUUCUAAUAUGGGUUAGAAUUGGGUUGUAGAAAAACAAAAAUAAAUGAGAGAAAAACAAAUAUUUCCAAUGACAAUUUGAUACAUCUUUAAAACUUUGGUAAAGACCAAGUGCACUUGGCACUUUUACACUUCACAGUCACAUCAACUACAUUAUGAUAGUUAAUAGGGUGAGAUAAGGACUAUUGGUAAUCCCAUUUCUCUACUUAGUAUGUUAUCAGCGUUAAUUGGAAUUUUAUACUCCCGUAUAAAUGUUAAGCUAUGAAAGCAGCUCAGAGGAGAUUCAUUCGUGAAUUUUAUUUCUUUUAAUUAUUUGUUUGAUUUUUCCAUUGAAUUAAAAAAAGUUAUAGUCCCCACGAAUCAAAAUAUGUAAAAAUACACCCACCGCAAUUAAUUGCUGGAUGACUCCCCUUUUUA